This is a messenger RNA of Plasmodium malariae, 2604 nucleotides long. Its product is annotated as conserved Plasmodium protein, unknown function. The record is from RefSeq and is a predicted model, not a curated record. The transcript has a single exon. Bases 1 to 2604 code for a protein of 867 amino acids. Lineage: Eukaryota; Apicomplexa; Aconoidasida; Haemosporida; Plasmodiidae.
AUGGCAUUAACUCCUAUUGUAGGUGUGACAGCGAAACUGCUGAUUCAAAUAAAGUUGAUAAGAUGGAAAUAUUUUAAAAGGUACACAUGUACAAGUAAGGAAAAAAAAGGGAAUGUUGAAUACCCAGUGCUCUGGAAAGAUUUAUCAUCAGAGACCAUAAAAAAAGAAAAGAAGUUACUGCAUAUAAAAAAGGAUGCGUUAAAGAGAAAGGACAACAUAACAUAUGCUUCAUAUUUAGAAGAUUCUGAUGGAUGUUUUAGUGUCUAUCAUGUUAGUAACAACAUAAGCAAUGGAUUGUUGCAUUAUUGCACAAAGAGAAUGAUAAAAAAAGCGCUUAGCUAUAAUUGUCCAGCGGUAGGAUGUUAUAAAAUUGAUGAAGAAAAAAAGGGUAAAGAGGUUGCCGUUCCUGGGCAGAAAAGGUUAGUGAGUAGUGGUAAGGGAAGUGAUAAUAGAAGUAACAGUGCCAGUACUAGCGAUAGUAGUAGCAAUGGCAGUGGUGGGGAAGAGGGAGGAAACAUGCCCCACAAAAAACAGACUGAAGAGUCCAAAAUUGAUGAAAUAUUGCGAGUUUUACAAAAAUAUGAACAGGACACAAAUUAUUUUAAAUGUCUUUUUUUAAUUAACUCCGUGAUAAUAAUGCUGAUAAUAGGUCUUUGUUCAUUUUAUGUUCUCUUUUGUGAAGAUAAGAUUAAUAAAUAUAUUGUAACAACAAUUGAAAAAGCUUUUGAAGAAAUAAGGACAUCACCUACUGUGCAAUACAAAAUGAAUGAUAUUAUAAACAAUCUGUUAAUAAGUAUAUUAGAGAAUGAAAAAAAUAAAAUAGCUACAGCAUCAUUUUUUUUAGAUAUAUUAAAAAGUUCACAAUCAGAUAUGAGUACUAUUGUUACAGAUAUUUUAGAAACAGAAAAAGUAAAAAGUAAACUAAGAGAAACGUUUUAUGAUUUGUCUUUUUAUAUAUGUAAUAAUAAAGAAGUUCAGAAAGGUGUUUAUCGUUUAUUAUAUGAAGCCAUUCAUUUACCUGUCGCUAUAAGUACAUCUAAACAAUGGUUGAACAACUUGUUUAGCUCAGUUAGUGUAACUCAACAUGUAAGAAAUGUAAUAUAUAAAGAAUUGUUUAAGAAUGAUGAAAUGAGAGAACAUUCUAUUUUAUUUAUUCAAAACGUACUUUACAAUACUUUGCAGAAUAAUAAUACAAAAGAGCUAACGAAGUACUUUUUCUCUUCCAUUUUUUCGGACCAACAAUUCCAACAUCAACUCGCAGGAAAUUUUUGGAAAAUUUUCAAAAUGGCCUUGGCACCCAAGUGGAUGAACUAUUACGAUGAUUUGGGGGAUACCAUGGAUAGAGAAAAGGGGUAUAACGUGAAUGGCGGUGGUAUGGGUAGUGGUGGUGAUGGAAACAGUACCGCAGCAGUGAAGAAGAAGAAGCUUGAUCUAAAUAAAAGACAACUGAGCACAAUUAGUUGUGAUAUAAAGGAGGUUAACGAAGAUUCUAUACGAAAGACAUAUCAUACAGAAGUAGAAUUUCCAAUGACGCAACACAAAAAUGAAGAAAAUGUUAGAGUUGAAGACACAAAGAGAAUAGAGAGCGAUGAAAAGGAUUUGGAAAAUCGGAAGCAGGCAAGUAAUACUGGUAUUAGUGAUGAUACUCUUUCCACGUACAAUACUAACAUAGAAAAAGAAAUAAAGCACGUAUUAGAACUAUUUGAAAAGAAGAGUAAUCCCCCCUCAUGUAUUACGAACGAUAUUAUCGUUUGUGAAGGUCAACAGGAAAAUGGGAGGAAAAUUAGUGAAGAGGAAAAAUUGGUAUACGAGGGGGUAGCUAAUGACGGAAUUUAUGAGGAACACAAAAAGGAGGAAGACGUAGAGGGAGACAAUGAAGAAGAUGAAAAAGAAAAAGAGCAAAAAGAGCAAAAAGAGCAAAAAGAGCAAAAAGAACAAAAAGAACAAAAAGAACAAAAAGAACAAAAAGAGCAAAAAGAACAAAAAGAACAAAAAGAACAAAAAGAACAAAAAGAGCAAAAAGAACAAAAAGAACAAAAAGAACAAAAAGAACAAAAAGAACAAAAAGAACAAAAAGAACAAAAAGAAGACACCAAUUUAGGAAAGUCUUCAUUGGGAAAUGCCUCAAAUGCCGCAAAUACGUCAACGGAAAAUACUUUAUCAGUAAGUUCUUCUCCAGCUCCUUCGUCAAAAAAAAAAGAUAAAGUAUCCGAGGUGCAUUACAACUUAACUGACAAGUUAAAAUGUUCAAUGUUUUUGCCAACAAAUGUAAAAAGUGAGUGUUUUUAUAUUUUCCCUGUUUAUAAAAUUCAAAACUUUAAAGAAACAAUUGGAAAAUUCUCUUAUUUUUAUUUUAUGAAUAUGUUCAGGAAAAUUGACAACACAUCAUUAUUAAGUAAGCGCGACCCAGAAAUAAAAUUGAAUAGCAGUUCAAAUAAUGAGAGUGACCCAAAUGAUUUAAGCUGUUAUUCCUUUGGAGAGAAAAUAAAAUUAUUCAUAGUUGAUGUCUAUUUGUUUUACUCUUAUAAAUAUUACUUUUACUAUUACUACGUAGACAAGUUGAAAUUGGCAUUUCAGAAAAUGCGGAACGGCAGUUUCUUUUGA